Messenger RNA from Penicillium canescens, 874 nucleotides. RefSeq lists its product as uncharacterized. NCBI's taxonomy places the organism in Eukaryota, Fungi, Ascomycota, Eurotiomycetes, Eurotiales, Aspergillaceae. The transcript is spliced from 2 exons. The record is from RefSeq and is a predicted model, not a curated record. The coding region runs from base 77 to 745 and encodes 222 amino acids.
UGUUACCACCGAAUUACCUAUAAAAAUGGCCACUUUCCAGUCCAAUGCGAUUGUGGUAGGAACAUCCUGAUAUAAUAUGUUUGUUCGUUCAUCAAGAACCGCGCAUCUCAGACAACUCCUAUCACCUAUUGUUCAAAGACGUGGAAUUGCAACCUCACCUAUCGCAAUGGCUCCCGGCAUUAGCGACGCGAUCAAAACCGACCAUCGGGAGAUUGAGUCGUAUUAUGACAAGAUCAUCAACUCCUCGGAUAAGGAUGAGCAGACACGCUACCAGAAUCUAUUUACCUGGGAACUAGCUCGACACUCCAUUGGAGAGGAGCUUGUUGUUUAUCCUGUUUUCGAAAAGCUGCUCUCUGGUGGCGUCGAUAUGGCAAAUAAGGACCGUAAGGAGCAUUUGAAAGUUAAAGAGCAGUUAAAGGUAUUCCAGAACAUGACGCCUUCGGAUACACAGUUCAUUCCUACUAUCAAGGAGUUGAUGGAGGACUUGUCCGAGCAUAUCAAAGAGGAAGAAACUCACGAUUUGCCUAAGCUGGAAGAAGCCUUAUCUCAAGAAGAUAGCGAGAGCUAUGCUAAGAGCUUUGGCCGAACAAAGAUGUUUGUGCCUUCGCGCUCUCAUCCUAGUGCACCAGACAAACCCCCAUUUGAGACAGUGGUGGGGCUUCUAACGGCGCCGAUCGAUCAUCUCGCGGAUCUGUUCCGCAAGUGGCCUGAUACUUCUGGAAUGCCGAACCCGUCUACAAAGUGAGCGUCUGCUGGUGAGACUUACAGCCUUUCUGUUCUAUUUGGGUCUGGAUUUCCGCUCCGUUUGUAGCUUAUUUGUGAAGUAUAUUAUUUCAUGUAAUUCUGAAAAUGAAAGUUCCAUGAAACAUUCGCC